This is a messenger RNA of Hemicordylus capensis (graceful crag lizard), 5750 nucleotides long. It is a transcript of the gene POGZ, whose product is annotated as pogo transposable element derived with ZNF domain. Gene Ontology annotation, biological process: regulation of DNA-templated transcription. The transcript has 20 exons. NCBI's taxonomy places the organism in Eukaryota, Metazoa, Chordata, Lepidosauria, Squamata, Cordylidae. Bases 184 to 4302 code for a protein of 1372 amino acids. Gene Ontology annotation, molecular function: DNA-binding transcription factor activity, RNA polymerase II-specific; RNA polymerase II cis-regulatory region sequence-specific DNA binding. The record is from RefSeq and is a predicted model, not a curated record.
CUCCUCCUGAAGGCUAGUGAGUUACACUCUCGUCUCCUGUGUUAAUCUGUUUGGCUUUCCUCUGGACAACCCUUCUGCCCACAUCGAAUUUAAUUUUAUUCCUACUUAGUUUUGGGCCAUUUUGAACACAUAGUAUAUCAAAAGUGGUUGCAUUUCCAGUUUAGUCUCAGCUGUGCGUUUGGGAUGGCGGACACAGACCUAUUUAUGGAGUGUGAGGAGGAGGAGCUGGAGCCCUGGCAGAAAAUCAGUGACGUGAUUGAGGACUCCGUUGUCGAAGAUUACAAUUCAGUUGACAAAACCGCUACAGUUUCGGUGAGUGUGCAGCCGGUUGCCACCCCAAUGCCCAUUGUCGCCCAUGCGUCCAUCGGCAGCAACCUCCAGACACCCACGUCCGUCAGUGGCAGCGGGCCUCCGAACAGCGACAGCGCAAAGAAGACGCUCGUGACCCUCUUUGCCAACAACAGCGCUGGCACCCCCAUCGUGCAGCAGGGCGGGCAGCCCCUGAUCCUCACGCAGAGCCCGGCCUCCGGGCUGAGCACAGUGGUGACCCAGCCAGUCCUCCGGCCGGUCCAGGUCAUGCAGAAUGCCAACCACGUCACCAAUUCCCCCGUGAGCAGCCAACCCAUCUUCAUCACGACCCAGGGCUUCCCCGUACGGAAUGUCCGGCCUGUGCAGAACGCCAUGAACCAGGUCGGGAUUGUCCUGAACGUCCAGCAAGGCCCGACUGUGAGGCCCAUCACCCUCGUCCCAGCCCCUGGCACCCAGUUUGUGAAGCCCGCCGUCGGCGUCCCUCAGGUUUUCUCCCAAAUGGCCCAGGUGAGACCAGGUCCGACCAUGCCGGUCCGACCGUCCUCCAACACUUUCACUACGGUCAUUCCGGCCACCCUUACCAUCCGGAGCACGGUUCCACAGUCGCAGGCGCCCCCGCCAAUGAGCAUUGCUAGCUUUGUGACGGUGAAAAGGCCUGGCGUGACGGGCGAGAACAGCAACGAGGUGGCAAAGCUGGUGAACACCUUGAAUACGGUCCCUUCACUGGGCCCCAGCUCAGGCCCCAUUGUUGUCUCCAACAACAGCCCUGCCCACAGCUCCCAGAGAGUCAGCGUUUCCGAGUCCUCCUCACAGAAAGUCAGUUCCUCGCCGAUCCCCGCCUUCGACUUGCAAGACAGCGGGCGGAAGGUCUGUCCGCGGUGCAAUGCCCAGUUUCGAGUCACUGAAGCUUUAAGAGGCCAUAUGUGCUACUGCUGCCCUGAAAUGGUGGAGUUCCUGAAGAAAGGGAAGCCCCUGGAGUCUGAACCAAAUAUCCCAACCCCCAAGCCCCCUUCUCCGGAGAAGACGGCCGCCAUCACCUCGCCACCCUCCUCCACCCCCAUCCCUGCCCUCUCGCCGCCAGCCAAAGCCUCUGAGCAAAGUGACGGCGUGGCCGACGGGGCCCAGAGCAAGCUCAUCAUGCUGGUGGACGACUUCUACUACGGCCGGGACGUCGGCAAAGUCAACCAGCUGCUCAACUUCCCCAAGGUGCCGACGUCCUUCCGCUGCCCCCACUGCACCAAGAGGCUCAAGAACAACAUUCGGUUUAUGAAUCACAUGAAGCACCAUGUCGAACUGGAUCAGCAGAACGGAGAAGUGGACGUCCACACCAUCUGUCAGCACUGUUACCGGCAGUUCACCACCCCCUUCCAGCUGCAGUGCCACUUGGAGAACGUGCACAGCCCCUACGAAUCGACCACCAAAUGCAAGAUCUGCGAGUGGGCAUUUGAGAGUGAGCCCAUGUUCCUGCAGCAUAUGAAGGACACCCACAAGCCGGGGGAGAUGCCCUAUGUCUGCCAGGUCUGCCAGUACCGCUCAUCACUCUACUCGGAGGUGGACAGCCACUUCCGGAUGGUGCACGAAGACACGCGGCACCUCCUCUGCCCGUACUGCCUCAAGGUCUUCAAGAACGGCAACGCCUUCCAGCAACACUUCAUGCGGCACCAGGCUUUGCUUGGUCCCCUCCUGCAGAAGAAGAGCGUCUACCACUGCAACAAGUGCCGGCUGCAGUUCCUCUUUGCCAAGGACAAGAUUGAACACAAACUACAGCACCACAAAACCUUCCGCAAGCCCAAGCAGCUGGAGGGGCUGAAACCCGGCACCAAGGUCACCAUCCGGGCCUCCCGGGGGCAGCCGCGGACCGUGCCCCUCUCCACCAACGACAUGCCCCCGGGCCUGCUGCAGGACGCCACCCUGCUGUCGGCCUCCUCGGACCCCCAGCCCAACUUCCCGUACCCGCCUCUGCAGAGGAACAUCCAGAAGAAAGCCGUCAGGAAAAUGAGCGUCCUUGGCAGGCAGACGUGCCUGGAGUGCAGUUUCGAAAUCCCGGAUUUCCCGAACCACUUCCCGACCUACGUCCACUGUUCGCUGUGCCGUUACAGCACCUGCUGCUCGCGCGCCUACGCCAACCACAUGAUCAACAACCAUGUUCCUCGCAAGAGCCCGAAGUACUUGGCCUUGUUCAAAAACUACACCGCUUGUAGCCAGCCCGUCGCCUCCAGGAAGCCCACAAGCAGGGCCAGAAGGCAACAGCUCUUGUUGCUCCCCAGCAUCUGUGGGGUACGGUUGGCUUGCUCUGCCUGUCUCUUUGCAACAUCGGAAGGCGACGCCAUGGCCAAGCACCUCGUCUUCAACCCGUCGCACGAAUUCAGCAACGUUAUCCUACGAGGUCCUGCCUGGAGUUCCCAUUCAAGGCCUAUCCAGCCCUUUGACAGAGGUGCAAAGGCUCCUCCGGACUCCACCUACCCCGCCAGCAAAGCUGCUCCUGUGAACUCGCCAUCUCCCAUGCUCGAAGAGGAGAAGGACGAGGAGGUGACUGAGUUGGUGCCGGAGGCGGACAAAAGACCCGCAGCCGCCGAGGCGGAGGAGUGCUUAAACGUGGAGGACCAGGACGAGGAGCCGCCGGCCAAGGAGCCGCCCGAGCCCGUCAGCAAGAAGGAGCAGCUCUCCGUGAAGAAGCUCCGCGUGGUUCUCUUUGCUCUGUGCUGCAACACGGAGCAGGCGGCUGAACACUUCAAGAACCCUUCGCGGCGGAUCCGGCGCUGGCUGAGGAGGUUCCAGGCUUUCCAGGAGGAGAACGUGGCGUCGCUGUCGGAGGGCAAGUACCUCUCCUUGGAGGCUGAAGAGAAGCUGGCGGAGUGGGUGCUCACCCAGCGGGAGCAGCAGUUGCCGGUCAACGAGGAGACCCUUUUCCAGAAGGCCACCAAAAUCGGGCGGUCCCUGGAGGGGGGGUUCAAGAUCUCCUACGAGUGGGCGGUGCGGUUCAUGCUUCGACACAACCUCAGUACGCACAAUCGGCGGGCAGUGGCCCACCCCCUCCCCAAAGACGUUGAGGAGAAUGCCAACGGCUUCAUAGAGUUUGUGCAGCGGCAGAUCCACACCCAGGACCUGCCCCUCUCCAUGAUUGCAGCCAUCGACGAGAUCUCCCUCUUCCUGGAUGUGGAGGUGCUGUGCAGUGACGACCGGAAGGAAAAUGCCUUGCAGGCGGUGGGGACAGGCGAGCCCUGGUGCGACAUCGUCCUGGCCAUCUUGGCCGACGGUAGUGUCCUGCCCACCCUUGUCUUCUACCGGGGCCGCGUGGAGCAGGCCGCCAACGUGCCCGAGAUGAUCGUGCUGGAGGCCAAGGAGAGCGGGUACAGCGACGACGAAAUCAUGGAGCUGUGGUCCUCCAAGGUGUGGCAGAAACACAUAGAGAGCCAGAACAGCAAAGGCAUGCUGGUCUUGGAUUGCCACCGGACGCACCUCUCCGAAGAAGUCCUCUCCAUGCUGAGCUCCUCCAGCACACUGCCGGCUGUCGUCCCUGCCGGCUGCAGCUCCAAAAUCCAGCCCUUGGACGUUUGCAUCAAAAGGACCGUGAAAAACUUCCUGCACAAAAAGUGGAAGGAGCAAGCCAAGGAGAUGGCCGACGCCACCUGCGACUCGGACAUCCUCCUCCAGCUGGUCCUGUGCUGGCUGGCCGAGGUCCUGGAGGUCAUCAGCGACUGCCCCGAACUGGUCCAGCAGUCGUUCCUGGUGGCCAGCGUGCUGCCUGGCCCCGACGGCACGGCCAACACCCCCACCCGCAAUGCCGACAUGCAGGAUGAGCUGAUUGCAUCGCUGGAGGAGCAGCUGAAGCUCAACAAUGAGCCUCAAGACGAGGAGGGCGAGUUGCAGGACGGGGCGCACGCCGAGGAGGGCGCGAACCCCGAAAUCCUCCACCAGCUCUUCGAAGGGGAGAGCGAGACGGAGUCUUUCUACGGCUUUGAGGAUGCCGAUCUGGAUCUGAUGGAAAUCUGAGUGGCCGGCUGUGUUCCCAGCCGAUCCGAAGGAGGGCGCGCUCGCUCUGUCUCUCUCUCUCUCUCUCCCUCCUUUUUAAACUAAAUGUUGGAUGAGACCAUUUUCACUUCCCUGUGGAUUUGUGGGUGUAGGAGAGUAGUAGGUGAACACGCAAACUAAUAGCCAUUUAUGCUGUUCAUUUCUUUUUUCUUUUUGGCUUAUUUUCUUCUUCUUCUUAAAUCACUGUGUUGGUAUUUUCUGAAGAUAUAUUGUGGGUGAAUAUUUUUUGUUUUGCAUUUUUCUUUUACCUCAACUGUAUUAUAGUUUCUGGGUUUUUUUUUUCUUUUAUAUUGUGCAAAAAAGGGUUUUUUAAUUCUACUACAUCAUCAAUGUGACUUUUUUGACAAUGAAGCAAACCGAUAUGUAGCUAAUGAAUCAGUAUCUCUAAAUCUCCUCUCUCUCUCUUUAAUUUGUUGUAACACGGAUUCCCCCCCCCCUUUAAUACUUGGACCCAGAGAUGUCAGUUUCUGAGGGUACCCCUUUAAAAAAAAAAGAUUUGAAUGAUUACUUUAAUAUGCUGAACAUUCUGUGUCCACCCAUUGAAAUUUGGGAAUUUGCUAAAAAAAAAAAAAAAAAAAAAAGGAAGGGGUGCAAGGUGAGCGUUUAGGGGAGGGAGAGGGUGGAUUCCAUCUGUUUGUCACCAGCAAAAUGACUCCUUGGACUCCGUAACCCUAUACUUUAAGAUGGGUUGUACAAAGAUCCGCUUGUAGAAAGUGACUUUGAUUUUGUGACAGUGCUUUCUCCAUCUGAGAAACCAUCAGCCGCCUGCUUCUUCACAUUGCUGACAAAAGUAUACUGUGGAAAGAUCCAGGCCCAGCACAGCGAUUGUCCUGGGCGGUAGAUUCUGAGCUGAUUGUGUCCUGGACUGUGGACUCGAAAUCUUUUUCAGCCUUGAUCGAUCUCUACUGAAGCCUGCUUUCUCCAACAGCAUCGAGACACACACACUCUCACACACACACACACACACACACACACACACACACACACACUACGUUCCCUGAAUCGAGCGCUCCGAUCGAACCGGCUGUGACAUGCACAAGAGGCGGGAAGUUCCCUGUUUUUAUUUUUCACUGCCAGAGGUAAAAAAAAAAUAAUAAUGACGAAAAGAUGUUUUUUCUACUGUUUGCAUGUUUGAGAGUUUUUUUAAAAACUGUAAUGUAUUAUGGUCUAAAAACGAAAGCAUUUUGACAUGACAGAGAAAGCAAACGUGCGAACCCCCCCCACCCACCCUCUGCACCAUUUCUGUUUUUCCGUUCUGAGGUUUCGAGGACCUCCUUGGCCCACUCCACCCCAUCCCCACCCCACCCCCAGUGACUGAAGGGACGCAGGAGGUAGGGCGGGCUGACCUGUAAAUGGUUCAUCUUUGAAAUGUACAUAUGUGGAACAUUUAAUAAAGCCAGGGAAAUGGA